UCGCCCCAGCACCGCUCCAGCCAUAUUGGGCUGUGGGGAGAAAGCGGCUCUAAUGUUCUAUGUCACCUGCAAAUAACCCGGGCGUUCGAAAAAGCACCUCCACCACCUCCACAAUCCACACCAACACCACGUCCUCUCCACACACAAAAGUCCGUCAAAAUGAGCCCGGAAGGCUGGCUCCCGCAGCCCACCUUGCUCCUCACUGGCCUCACCUUGCUCCUCUCGCUGGCGCCCCCAAGACUGGGCAUGGAGGUCAUGGCCCCCGCCAUCAUCAAUGCCAUGAAUGGCUCCUCUGUGAAGCUCUCCUGCACCUUCAACUCCUGCUACAAGGUGGAGAACAAGCAGUUUUCCCUCAACUGGACGUACCAGGAGUGCAGUAACUGCUCGGAGGAGCUGUUCCUGCAGUUCCGCACCAAGAUCAUGAACAAGCAGCUGGACCGCUUUGGGAACCGCGUGGAGUUCACCGGCAACCCCGCCAAGUACGACGUGUCCUUCACCCUCAAAAACGUGCAGCUGGAGGACGAGGGCACCUACAACUGCUACGUGCUGAACCCCCCGGACCGGCACCGGGGCCACGGCAAGAUCAGCCUGAAGGUGCUCACCCAAGAGCCCCCGAAGCACGACUCGACGGUGGCCGUGAUCGUGGGUGCCUCUGUGGGCGGCUUCCUGGCCGUGGUGAUCCUGGUGCUGAUGGUGGUGAAGUGCGUGCGUCGGAAAAAGCAGCAGAGGCUCAACACGGACGACCAGAAGACGGAGGAGGAAGGGAAGACAGACGGCGAAGGCAACCCGGACGAGGGCACCAAGUAAAGGCCCCCUGCCCGCCCCUCCCUCCUGCCCCCUGUACAGUGUGACCCUCUCGAUGUGCUUCCCAGAGCAAGGAUUUCUGUCUCCCCAGAGCAUCCCUCCUUCCAUGCAAACACCCAACCCAGCCUGGAGCAGGGCAGAGAGGAGGUCCCUGGAGCCUGGCUGUGCUGGGCAGGGCUGGGGAGAGGGGCUGAGGCCCCUGAGGCUGAGUCUGUCCCCUGCUUUGAGUUGUGCCAGUGUAGAGGUGCUGGGGGCAGGCUGGGGCGGGUGAGGGGGGAUCUGUGCAGCCCCCACACAUGGAGGGGCUGGAGCAGGGGGUGCCAGGAGGGACAGAGGGGUCUGGGCAGCCCCGUGCCCCAUUGUCUGCUCUCUGUCCCAGUAGAAAAUGUGAACAGGGGCCAGCAGAGCCUUUGGGGUCAGGGCUCAUCCCCAGGUGCUCCUGCUGAGCCUGGGCCACUGGCACUGGUGUUCCCAUUCUGAGGGAUCCCCAUAGCUGCCAGUCUCCUCCUUGCAAGCUCAUGCUCCUCAGGGACUGUCCCAGGCUGCUCACAAGUCAGAGGCCAAGGCCAUGAGCCCACCCAGUGUCCUGGAGCUUUGCAGUGUUUUGGAACCAUUAACAGCUCUUGGUGUGCCAGGGAUGGACCCUUCUGCCUCGGGCUGGUUUGGGUCUGAGCAUCUCAGCCCGAGGUGCUGGGCUGCCUUUUUUGUGCUUGUUUCCUUCUUGGGGGGGGUGGUUGUGGUGGAAAAUGUCCUGCUGAUGUGUCAGACUGGGGUGGUGGGGAGUGCUGGGGUGAGGCUGCUCAGGACAAGGAGCUGCUGAAAGGGAGAGGAGCUUUUGGGCACUUGCUGGGAAGGACUGGGCACAACAGCAGGCCCAGAGUUAGGACAGCUCUGUCAUCCUGGAGCAGCCCUGGGAUGCUGAGACUGCCUCCUUCUGCCUCCCUGCAAAGCACUGCACACUGUAACUGCCAUGGCAAUGCACUGCCAGCGUGCCCAGCCCCAUGUGCCACCUGCCUCACCUGGCAGGUGAGCUGUGCUGCCUGCAGCACUGGGGGUUCAGGCAGGGAAUGACCAAGGGCAGUGUCCCCUGUGGCACCAGACCUGAGCUUUUCUCCUCCCGUGGCUGCCAGGAGGGGGACAGUGCCCAGAGCCACAGGGGACACUGCCCAGUGUAGGGGAUGGAGGUCCUGUCACCCAUGAGCAGCACUGCCAGGGGAGAAGGGACACCUUUGCACCGUCCCCGUGCAGAGAAGGGGCACCUUUGCCACGUCCCUCUGUAGGUGCCAUCCCGGCAAUGCCAUCAGGCCCCAGGGAUGGGGGACAGCUGUGCCCUCCCCGCUCUGCCCCAUCGCUUCCCACCCGGCCCCACGCACCCCGUCCAUCCCACUCGACCCCGCUGGGCUCCACGCUGCUCCCCUCCGCUCCGCAGCAGGAAUGUGCCGUGUCCCACGCCUGCCCCCCUUCCCCGGGCCCUGCUGCCCGGGAGGGCCGGGCUGUCCCCUCCCUGCACAGUGCCAGCGGUGCCGCAGGGCUCCCGCACCGCUUUCUGCCAGAGCCGGGCUGUCCCCGGCUCCCGGCGGGACUGAGCCAGCUCCUCGGGGGCGCUGAGGCCUCUGAGUGUUGCACACGACCAGUCUUGCCUCUGCCUUUCAUUUCUUCUCGUGCACUACCCUUGGAUUGCUACUCGCCGAUGCGUCCGUCUGUACCUGGCCGUGCCCAGCAGAGUGACAAACACAGAUCCGUACACACGGGAGGGGCUGCUCUGCCUCGGGCCUGCGCCUCCCCUGGGCUUCCCUUGCCGAGCGCUCUGCCGAGUGUGGGAUGUUUUUAUUGCUCUUUGUACAGUCAAACAAACAAAAGAACAACAAAACAC
Serinus canaria (Common canary) is the source of this 2677-nucleotide messenger RNA. It is a transcript of the gene SCN2B, whose product is annotated as sodium voltage-gated channel beta subunit 2. The record is from RefSeq and is a predicted model, not a curated record. The transcript is spliced from 4 exons. Lineage: Eukaryota; Metazoa; Chordata; Aves; Passeriformes; Fringillidae. The coding region runs from base 160 to 807 and encodes 215 amino acids. Gene Ontology annotation, cellular component: membrane.